This is a messenger RNA of Nomia melanderi (Alkali bee), 668 nucleotides long. Its product is annotated as ubiquitin-conjugating enzyme E2 T. The record is from RefSeq and is a predicted model, not a curated record. Lineage: Eukaryota; Metazoa; Arthropoda; Insecta; Hymenoptera; Halictidae.
UUCUUCGCAUGCAAAAAUGAGUUUCGUAUUAUAAGUAUACGUAUAUGUAAGAAAUUGUAAUAUUAAUAAAAAAAUUGAAUUAAAUAUUACAUAAAGUUGAAAUAGAAGUGAUUGAUCUAUAAAUUUACAUUUAAACUAGUUUAAAAAGGGAAAGAACAAUGCAAAAAUCUCUUAGAUUAAAACGUGAAUUAGAACGACUUGCACAAAAUCCUUCGGAAGGAAUUUGUUGUUAUCCAAAAUCGGAUAACUUGGAACACCUCACUGCAACAAUUGUUGGACCCUGUGGUAGCCCAUACAAUGGAACUAUUUUUGAAUUAGAUAUCGAUAUACCUAAAGAAUAUCCUUUUGAACCUCCAAGAAUUACUUUUAAAACACCUGUUUAUCAUCCAAACAUUGAUAAUAAAGGUCGUAUCUGUAUGGAUUUAUUAAAUAUGCCACCUAAAGGUAGUUGGAAACCUACCAUUGGCUUGAAAAAUCUUUUGGACGCAGUACAAUGCCUUUUAGGUAAUCCAAAUCCUGAUGAUCCUCUAAUGGUUGAUAUAGCCGAAGAAUAUAAAUUUAAUAAACAAGAAUUUGAAAGGAAAGUAAAAAAAUUUAUCGAAGAAACAAAAACUAAAUACUCAUAGGUGUAAGUAUUUUAUUGAAUAUAUAAAACAAGUAGUGUAUAA